This is a messenger RNA of Lolium rigidum, 723 nucleotides long. RefSeq names its product golgin subfamily A member 6-like protein 7. Lineage: Eukaryota; Viridiplantae; Streptophyta; Magnoliopsida; Poales; Poaceae. The coding region runs from base 110 to 442 and encodes 110 amino acids. The record is from RefSeq and is a predicted model, not a curated record. The transcript is spliced from 2 exons.
AUCUCACCCCGCUUCCGCCGCCGCGCUCGCUCUUCAGCUUCUUCGGCAUCGCAACCACUCACUCUCUUCAACCACCGCGAGCUCAGCAUCAUCCAUCCGCGGGAAGGUCAUGACGAUCCUCUCUCACCUCACUGCGUACAGCUCCCAGGCCGAACGUGAGUUCAGGAGGCAGCAAACCCAGCUGCAGCAGCAGCAGCAGCAGAUGCGACGCGAUCAGGACAAUCUGCGACGGUCCCAGAACCAGCUUCGCAGGGAUCAGGAGGCUCUCCAGGCUGGUCGCGAGCGGCUGCGCCAGGAUCGUGAGCAGCUACGCAAAGAUCGUGAGCAGUUGCGAAAGGAUCGCGAGCAGCUGCAGCAGGACCUCCUUCGGAGGGAGAGUCAAGCCUUGGCGGAAGACUUCGCCGAUGACGUUCCCAUCGGCGGUCUUUCUUGCCAGAAGUGAACUGCAGUCGGAAUGGGGAACCAUGGUGUUUGGGUCAGCUCACCAGAAGUUAAUAGGAGUGAGGCUGCCACGCCAUGGUAGAUGUCUGUGAUAUAAGAGUUUUAUGGUUUUAGCACCUCGUACCUAUCGCAACUAAGUAUUUGUAGUUACACCUCUCCUGAAGUGAGAUCUGGGCUUUCAUAUAUCGGAUCUGUAGUACUAUCUACGUCUACUGUUGUUAAACUGUGGUAACUUUGUUCUACUUGUUAGAAAGUUUUGAGCACUGUUACUUAUUUGUCGCU